UUUCAAUGCAGAACUUCUUUUCUUGCAAGUGUUUGACAUCGGACCGGAUAUCAUUGUUGUUGAUCGACGUAGCUGUGUUUUGUUUUGUUUUUUAUUUUACAUUUCGGAUGAACGCGCAGUGCCGCUUAUUUCUAAGGACGUCUUGUUAAAUAACCGAAGCUCCGUUUUAGAUGUGUCGACAGUAAAACAUCUGAUCAUGGUGGAAAACUCUCCGUCUCCCCUGCCUGAGAGGGCCAUCUAUGGGUUUGUCCUCUACCUUGCCUCACAGUUUGGCUUCUUUCUGUAUUGUCUGUGGGCAUUUGUACCAGAGGAGUGGCUUCAUUUAAUAGGACUCACCUACUGGCCUCAAAAAUAUUGGGCCCUUGCUGUGCCAAUCUAUCUACUGGUUGCCUUAACGAUCAGUUUGGUGAUCCUGUUUGGAGUGAACAUGAACAACACGGCUCCGCUCGACUCUGUGGACAACAUAACAGAUAUGUAUGCCCAAGCCCAGGGGACAAACAGCUGCCACAAGGGGGGGAUUCCCAGACUCAAAGACGUUUCCAUUAGUGAAGUCAACAAAAUGUUCUAUUUGUCACCGCAAGCAAUAAAAAGCAGAAACUGAUGUUAGCUUGAGGCAGAGUGGAAGUGAAGCUGCUGAGGAUACAUACUUUUUAUAUAUGAGAUUGCUGUUCACCCUUUGUUUAUAAAAGAAGUACUGUAUUAUUUAUCUAUCUAUCCAGGAACACUGAACAUGGGAGCAGAGAUUUACUGAAUGUAUAGACUUUUUCUGAUACUUAAUACAUCUCUAUUGGAUAAAAUCGUGUCCUGUGAACAAACUAACAUACUAUCCAAGCAUCUUGUACACUGGAUGAAAAAGGUAGCAUAUGAUUAUAUUGAAUAAAUGUCGUACUUUUUACAUAUAUACUUGUUUUGUGCAAUCGUAGCACUAUUAUAUAUCUGAUAAUCUCUGA
This is a messenger RNA of Larimichthys crocea (large yellow croaker), 950 nucleotides long. RefSeq names its product phosphatidylinositol glycan anchor biosynthesis, class P (gene pigp). The transcript has 5 exons. Lineage: Eukaryota; Metazoa; Chordata; Actinopteri; Sciaenidae. Gene Ontology annotation, cellular component: endoplasmic reticulum. Gene Ontology annotation, molecular function: phosphatidylinositol N-acetylglucosaminyltransferase activity. Bases 197 to 601 code for a protein of 134 amino acids. Gene Ontology annotation, biological process: GPI anchor biosynthetic process. The record is from RefSeq and is a predicted model, not a curated record.